Molecule: messenger RNA, 2562 nt
Organism: Kalmanozyma brasiliensis GHG001
Lineage: Eukaryota; Fungi; Basidiomycota; Ustilaginomycetes; Ustilaginales
Product: ABC transporter-like protein
Exons: 1
Coding region: 1-2562 (853 amino acids)
Molecular function (GO): ATP binding; ATP hydrolysis activity
Source: RefSeq, a predicted model, not a curated record
AUGACAAGCAACAUCGACCGCUACCUCAGCAUCAUCCCGAAAGCAGUGGUCGACACCACUAAGGCGCUCAAGACGUAUCCCAAGCUCGAGGCUGUUCUCCAGGGCUACGCAUCGAGCAGCACGGAAGAGCGAUCGAAGGAAGAGAGGAGGGCAGAGCUGGAGAAGAAGCUGCGACCGAUCCUGACCGACGCAGGAGUGGGUAAGAAGGCGGUGCUCGAGAUUGUCGAGGCGUGUCUUGCUGUUCCCACCACCGCGUCUGUCCCCGAAGUCACCGCGCAAUCUAUCGCUUCCUCUUCGAGCAAUGACGCGACCGCACCAACAUCAAGCGGAUCCACAUCGAAGGAGAAGUCCGAGCGCAGCCGUAAGUCCGAACGCACCCUCAAAGGGGCCGCUGCCCGACGCGCCUCUCCCAGCGAAGAGGCGAGCGCCGUCCUAGCCGACCUCUACCUCGACAACCCGGAUCCCAAAGUCCGCCUCAUCACCGCCCUCUCGCAAGAAUCGCGCUUCCACCUCGACUGCACCGAUACCGCGUCGCUCGACAUCGACCUUUCUGGGGUCACCCUCACCCUUGCCGGUCGGGACCUCCUCUCUGAUGCGCACCUUCGUUUGAAACCUGGCACGCACUAUGGCCUCGUCGGUCGGAAUGGCAGUGGCAAAUCGACACUGCUCACUGCGAUUGGCGAAAAGCUCAUUCCAGGCCUAUCAAGGGGGAUGAAGAUCCUAUUCGUUAGCCAGCUGACCAACGCGCGCGCGGCGGAGGAGGACCCGGAGGCGACGGUGAUCCAGGUGGUUGUGCGGAGCGAUACGGAGCGGAGGCGGGCGAGCGACGAGUGCGAGUCGUUGUCCAAGGUGCUCGAAGAGGCGAAUGAGGACAAGAUAAGACGGGUAGUAUUGGGACUGGAGCUGGAGAGAUCGAAAGAGAGGUUGCGGGAGGCGAGGAAGCUAGCGGUGAAAUGGUCGGGCGCUCGAGGGUUGGGUGCGAGAAAAGACCUGCUGGUGGCAGAGUCCGAGUUCGAGGCUGCCCAGCAGGCUCUCCGUUCCCCACCUUCCUCCGAACAAGUGGAUGCGUCGCACUGGUCGACGCUGGCGGGCAAGAUGCUGCUCGAGUCGCAAACAGUGCUUGACAGCGUCGAUGCGACCACCACGGAGGCGCGCGCGCAGAAGAUCCUCCACGGUCUCGGGUUCAGUCCCGACCGCAUCCUUGCACCCUACAGCACCCUGUCGGGAGGCUGGAAAUCCCGUGCGUGCCUCGCAUCCGCCCUGCUCCAACCCGCCCACCUGCUGCUGCUCGACGAACCAGUCAACUACCUCGACCUCCCCGCGGUGCUCUUCGUGCAAGAAUUCAUCGCCACCCUCCCACACACGGUCGUCACCGUCUCGCACGAUCGCGAGUUCCUCAACGCCGUCUCUUCCUCCCUCGUCCUCCUCCGUCACAACAAGCUUCAAUACUUCGACGGAAAUCUGACCGACUACGAGCGCGAAUCGCGACGCGAACGUCUGUUUCGUCAACGUCAAUCCGAAGCACUCGAUAAGAAGCGCGAAAAGGUGCAGAAGUCGAUCGAAUCCGUCGCGCGAGCAGCGAAAAAGUCCGGGGACGAUAACAAGAUGCGCAUGGUCAAGAGUCGACAGCGCAAGCUAGACGAGAGGUGGGGUGUCGAGGUGAAUGCAAAGGGGCAUCGGUUCAAGCUGAAUCGCGAUUUUGGUGGAUACCAUCUGACCAGUAGAGGUGGGGUCGAGACCGAGGCCGAGGAGGAGAGGGUCAGAUUUUCGUUCCAGGAUCCGGAGGGGUUGCGGUUUCCGGGGAAUCUGGUGCAUGCGGAAGGGGUGAGUGUGAAGUAUAAGGGCGCGGAGAGGGAUACGAUCAGGGGUGUGGGGUUGACCAUUGGGCCAGGAGAGAGGGUGGGGGUGGUUGGACCGAACGGACAUGGUAAGACGACACUGCUCAAUGCUAUUACGGGCAAGAUCAGUCCUAGCAAGGGGACGGUGGAGCGACAUCCAAGAGCGACGAUCGGAAUCUAUGCACAGCACACCCUCGAACUGCUCAGCUCGCUCACAACGACCGCACUCGCCCACUUCACGGAAGCAUUUCCAAGCGCACCCGAAGCACAGGCGAGAUCGUUCCUCGGUCAACUCGGGCUCAAGGGUCGUACCGCGGAUACGAUCCCGCUGACAGGCCUGAGCGGUGGACAGCUGGUGCGACUGGGUCUCGCGGAGGUCAUGUGGAACAGCCCCGACCUGGUCAUCCUGGACGAGGUUACGACGCAUCUCGACAGCGAUACGAUCGACGCGCUGAUUGACGCGCUGCAGGCAUAUACCGGAGCGGUGCUGCUGGUGAGCCACGACAGGUACGCCGUCAAGCGCAUCAUCGAGCUCGCCCCGGAUCCGGCUGCGGAUGACGAAGAAGAGGAAGACAGGGAUGACGAGGAUGAGGUCUCAGACGUCAAGACGGCAGCGAGGGAGCCGGGAAGGACGUAUUUGCUGCAGGAUGGCUCGCUCAAGCUGCUCGACGGCGGCAUGGAUCGGUACACAAACUCGGUCAUCAGGCGACUCGAGGCGACGUGA